UGUUCCCACCCGUCGAGGCCGUCCUCAUCCAUCAGGGCCAUCUCCAUCCAUCGAGGCUGUCCCCAUCCACUGAGGCUGUCCCUGUCCUCCACCACCCCUGCGCCGGAGGAGAGCCAGCCUGCAGCCAGGAGAUGGCACAGGAAGGAGUGGCAGGUGGCUCGCUGGAGAGACAUUGUCCCACCUACAUCUACAAGGUGGUGCUGCUGGGAAGCACGGCGGUGGGAAAGUCGAGCCUGGCCUACCGAUAUGUGAAAAACGACUUCCAGGAGUCGCUGCCCACCGUGGGAUGCUCCUUCUUCACAAAAAUAAUCCGCAUGGAGUCAGCCAUGGUCAAGCUGGAGAUCUGGGACACGGCCGGGCAGGAGAAGUACCACAGCGUCUGCCACCUCUACUACCGGGGUGCCCAUGCCGCUCUCCUCGUCUACGACAUCACCAACAAGGAAACGCUUGGCAGGGCGAAGCUGUGGCUGAAGGAGCUGGAGAAGGAGUUCCUGCAGGACGAAAUCGUCAUCGCUUUGGUGGGCAACAAGACGGACCUGGCUGAGGAGCGGGAGGUCCCAGCUGAGGAGGGCGAAGAGUUUGCGAGGAGCAGGAGCCUGCUCUUCACGGAGACGUCGGCGAAAUCCAACCACCAAGUAAAGGAUGUCUUUAUGGCCAUAGCCCUUCAGCUCCUGCAGCGCGAAGCAGAGAAGGCGCCAACCCCGCGCCGCGGGCAGCAUGUGGACCUGGGGGCGAGUGGGGCGAGGACAGGGUGCUGCCGGGUGUGAAGGGACCACAGGCUCACCACGGGACACGGCGCCAAGGAGGACAGGAGGGACUCAAUCUCAUGUUUUCGGCGUUGGUGGUGACAAGACAGCAGGUGGCACGUGGAUGGCACAGACCAAGGACCUUCCUCAUCAUCUUCUAUAUGAGAGUGCACACGGUGUGUGCACGGGGUCCUGGGCCAGGGUCUCACACCAGCUUUCUCCUUGGGGUUGACCUCCUUACUGGUCCCAGGGACCAUGCUGCCACCAGCCCGGCCAGGAUCCCAUCCCAUCGUAAUGGGGAUUUAGCAUACGGGUGCAAAUAAAGAGCGGGUCACCC
Oxyura jamaicensis (ruddy duck) is the source of this 1083-nucleotide messenger RNA. RefSeq names its product RAB17, member RAS oncogene family (gene RAB17). Gene Ontology annotation, cellular component: endosome. The record is from RefSeq and is a predicted model, not a curated record. Bases 132 to 767 code for a protein of 211 amino acids. NCBI's taxonomy places the organism in Eukaryota, Metazoa, Chordata, Aves, Anseriformes, Anatidae. Gene Ontology annotation, molecular function: GTPase activity; GTP binding. The transcript has 6 exons.